AUGGGGUCGCCGACUCCGGCCACGUUCACCCACCCCCGUUCACCUAAAUCACCUCAAAACCAGUCCUCACCGUCAAACCCGUCUCAAAAAGCUUCGUGGUUCUCUUUUGAUUCAGAGAAAGUAUUACCAGCUUCAUCCCUUGUUUCGGAUGUCAAAGUAGUGAAUGGUGUUGCCAAGACCGUCAUACUAGAAGGUUUGAUAAAGAACUUCCAGCCUUUGUGGAAGAAUUAUAUUGUCAGAUUUUUCAUUGGAGAUGCGCCUCAUAUAGGAAAGGUCCAUGCCACUGUGAAUCGUUUAUGGUCUUCGGAUAAAUUAACGAAGAUUGAUGCUCAAUUUCUUAACCCAAAAACUGUUCUGUUUUCGGAUCGAGGAUCCACAUAUGCGAAAGCGUGUUCUCAAGAGGCAUUAUUGGCAUAUUGGGGAUAUCCCUCUGGUGGUUCAGGAGUGGUCACCAAGAACGGCUAA
Arabis nemorensis is the source of this 465-nucleotide messenger RNA. NCBI's taxonomy places the organism in Eukaryota, Viridiplantae, Streptophyta, Magnoliopsida, Brassicales, Brassicaceae. The record is from the annotation of a GenBank genome assembly.